CGGUUAGCGACGGCCGCGCCGAGCGACCCGCCGGCCCGCCUCCGGUAAGCGCCUCCGCCGAGCUCGCGGUGAUUCAUUUUUCCCCCCCGGUUGCGGCCGCUUCCUUGUCGUCGCCCUCUUCGCCUUGGAUCAUGUUCAAGAAAUUUGAUGAAAAAGAAAAUGUGUCCAACUGCAUCCAGCUGAAGUCGUCAGUGAUUAAGGGUAUUAAGAACCAGCUGGUGGAGCAGUUUCCAGGUAUCGAGCCGUGGCUGAACCAGAUCAUGCCCAAGAAAGACCCGGUCAAAAUCGUGCGGUGCCACGAGCACAUAGAGAUCCUCACGGUCAACGGGGACCUGCUGUUCUUCAGGCAGAGGGAGGGGCCCUUCUACCCGACGCUGAGGCUGCUGCACAAGUACCCCUUCAUCCUGCCGCGCCAGCAGGUGGACAAAGGCGCCAUCAAGUUCGUGCUCAGCGGCGCGAACAUCAUGUGUCCGGGCCUGACCUCCCCCGGCGCCAGGCUCUACCCGGCCGCGGCGGACACGGUGGUCGCGAUCAUGGCAGAAGGAAAGCAGCACGCGCUGUGCGUGGGGGUCAUGAAGAUGUCGGCGGAGGAAAUCGAGAAGGUCAACAAAGGAAUCGGGAUUGAGAACAUCCACUACUUAAACGACGGGCUGUGGCACAUGAAGACGUACAAGUGAGCCUCAGGAGACGCGCUGGGGCCCAGGGUGGACCUAGUGCUGGGCCUGUGCUUGUGUCUGUGUGUGACAGCGUGAAGGCAGCACCCCCGUGGUUAGCGAGUCAGCGGACGCUAAACGAAGGGACAAAAGACAAAGUAAAGCUUGGGAACGAAUCCGCCUGUGUGCGUGUGUGUCAUUGUGUGUGUGUGUGUGUGUCUGUGUGAGUGUAUGCCUGUGAGUGUGUUUACGGACGAGUGAUUUGCUGUCUUGUCUGUCCAAGCAGAUACCCGAUCAAACAGGUAAAUUCUCUCUCUGUAUUAAAUUAGAUUUCAAAGCCAAGAGCGUGCAGUUGGGAGAGAGACCGUAGUUGUGAGUGAAAAGUUGGGAGAAGAAAAUGACUGGAGAGAGGCCCUUAAACAACUCUAUUAUUAUGGCCACUUAAGGGAUAAGUGCUAGAAACAGAAAACCCAGUAAAAAGUGUACAGCAGAUCUGAUCGGUUGUCUACCCAGCAAACAUUGCCCCUUCCCUCCUUGCUCGCAGAACUCUGUGCAUCCCUUUUCUACAUGAGUCUGGAAAGGGCUGAUUCGUCUAUUUCCCUCCAGAUUGAUUGACUUAUAUGUGAGGAUGGGGCCUAAGGCCAGCAGGAUCUCACCUGCUUAAGAACCCAUAGAAAGUGAGGGGCUUUUCUUGCAUGGUUUUGAGUCAUUUAUAGGUGGUUAUGUGACCUGUGUUAUGAGGGGCUGCUCAAAGGAGGAUGCGUGGUGAAAAACGGUCUCCCUACUUCGGAUGGACAUUGGCAUGUAUGAUUUUGCUCUUGCCAAACACACAGGCACCCUCGAUAAGUGUAAAGUCUGAACAUGGUAAAAUUGGAAAUGGAAAGCAGUGUUUUAUGAUCUGGUGAUUAAUCAACUAUGGAGACUCCACAUUUUGGGACCUCUGAAGGGGUGUGACAGAAUUCUGUGAGGUAAUCAAAUUUUCUUAUCAAUUACUUCAUUGUUACUUGAGUUUUCUGAAAUUUAAAGCCAAAGGUAGCUCCAUUUUUAUAGGGUGGCAUCAUAGACACCUAACAGAAAAAUAAAGGAGGAUAAAAACAA
Camelus dromedarius (Arabian camel) is the source of this 1751-nucleotide messenger RNA. Its product is annotated as malignant T-cell-amplified sequence 1. Gene Ontology annotation, molecular function: RNA binding. Gene Ontology annotation, biological process: formation of translation preinitiation complex. The transcript has a single exon. Lineage: Eukaryota; Metazoa; Chordata; Mammalia; Artiodactyla; Camelidae. The record is from RefSeq and is a predicted model, not a curated record. Bases 132 to 677 code for a protein of 181 amino acids.